AUGAAGCGUCUGCACACCAGGACAAAGCAUAGCGCUCAAGGGUCGAACCCGGUGCCUGAAGCUUCGGGAGCUAGUCAAUUAGUUCACAGCGGGGCCUCAACGGGACAACCGAAACCCGUUGUUGAAACACCAGUGCUUGGGCUAAUUCAGCUAUGGCCUGAUCCAGACCUCGAGAGCGCCUCACAUAUCCAGACAGAAGUAGAUCUUGUUGCAAUUCACGGGCUCGGAGGCCAUGCCUAUAAGACUUGGAGAGAAGGGGAGAAGCUGUGGCUUAGGGACUUUCUCCCUCACGAUGUUCCAACUGCUCGAGUUUUGACCUUUGGAUAUAAUGCUGGCGUCGCUUUUACGCAGUCCAAGUCUAACAUUAGAGACUUUGCAACUUCGCUCCUCGAAGAAAUCCGCACGUUUCGGCGCAGGAACAAAGAAGCAGACCGAAAAAUGAUCUUCGUAUGUCAUAGUCUUGGGGGCAUCGUGUUCAAACAGGCGCUUGUAAUUGCGCACGAAAAAGAAACUCGUUAUGGUUCGAUUAAGGAAGCAGUGGCGGGUGUCAUCUUCCUCGGAACACCUCAUCGAGGGGCCGAUAUUGCAUACUGGUCCAAGUUAUUAGCCAAGUUUGCCAACGUUUUGACUGCUGGUAAGAUGCGCGAGGAUCUACUGAAAGCCCUUGCCCCAAAGUCCACUGAACUCGGGACCAUCUGCUCCCAAUUUGUCGAGCGAGGCAUGAGGCUUCAGAUCUUCAGUCUUUAUGAGAGGCAUGAAACUUCUGGCUUAGGUUCUCUGGUCGUUGAUGAAUUUUCUGCCAUUUUGCAUCUCCCCAACGAGACUCCGAUACCUAUGGAAGCUGAUCAUAGGGGUUUGUGCAAGUACCUGACGCCCUCUGACUCUUGCUAUCGGACUGUGUUCAACUGUAUUGAGGAGUUGAUGGAUAGCUUGAUUGAGACUUCAGAACAGCCUUACUUUGAUUCAUCCCAACGCGAAUUUCUCUCCAAGCUCAGAGCUGUUGACCAUGAUACUGUCCUAAGCAAGAUACCGGGAGGAUGGACUCGGUCGUCAAGGUGGUUUUUGGAACUUCCUGAGUUCAAAUCUUGGAGAUUACUUCAAGGGCGGCAACAAACACUUUGGCUAUAUGGUGUUCCUGGAUCAGGCAAGACAGUACUUAUGAAGAGCAUCGUUGAAUUCCUGAACAGUCAAAGCGAUAUUGCUUCCUCUCCAGUAAUCUGGAAACCGAUAUCCUUCUUUUUUGAUGACAAGGAUCCUGAGAGGAAGACAUCGGACUCUUUCAUCCGAUCAGUUCUUGACCAGAUACUAGGUGACUCACGAUGUGCUAGUGUCAUUAGGUACCUCGAUUUCGAUCCGAGCAAGAUUCCAGACACCGAGAAGAGUCUUUGGGAAUGCUUUCAGACAAUAGUCAAGCGAUCUCGAGGUAUCAUAUUUCAACUGGUCAUCGACGCCAUGGAUGAAGCUCUUCGACAUAAUGAAAGCCCACCGACUAUAGUGGAUAAACUACGCGAUCUUGUCGAAAGCGAUGCCAGCGGUCGUGUAAGGAUGUUGCUAUCCCAUCGCGAGCAGCCCCCAUAUGGGUUUCCACAGCGCACAGAUGCUGCUGUGAUCAGCAUAGACAACGAGAAUACCCGAAAGAACGUCGAUGAGUUCGUUCAAAUGAAAGUUCGCAGUAGCCUCCAGGAAUCAAAAUUAUCGUUAUCUAUGGCUUCCACCAUCGAAGCAAAGAUAGUCAAGAAGGCUCAAGGGAACUUCCUCUUUGCGACCUUGGCUUGGAAACAGUUUUCGAAUGGUACCGUCCAAUGGACUCGGGACAAGGUCAAGGCUUCGCUCACCGGGCUUGACAAGACAUCCGAUGAUCUAGUUGACUUUUAUUGUCAACUUCUCAGCAAUAUUUCGAGCCGGUACAGGCAAAAGGCAAAGAUUGCUUUUACCAUCCUUCGACUCUGUAAAGAAAGUAUUUCUCCAACCCAGCUUGCUACCAUGGCAGUAAUGGUUGAUAUGGAGGGGAUUGAACAAGAUGAAGACCUGGAAGAGCUUAAAGCUCAGGCUGCAGACUUUGGAGAGUAUCUGGUUCAAGCAUGCGAGUACAUGGUCAAGAUCGACAACAACUCAGUUCAGUUCGUUCAUGUCUCUGUCAAAGACAUGCUGUCAAUGAGCUUGGCCAUGCACUCCCCAAGAAAUCAAUCGAUUAUCUCUGAGUUAACAGUGUCAAACUCUGAAGGUCAAUCAAUCAUGCUUAAUAUCUGUUUGAAAACCAUGCAUUUGGAGCGACGCAGUCCUGAGAGUUGGCUGGAAACGUACGGAGCCAUGACCGAAGCCCUCCGUUCUCUCCGCGAAACAUUCUCUGGUCUCGUGCCAAAUCACGAACAACUCACACAAAUUGACGAACUAACAAACUCACAUGUCGACAGUAUGUCCAAGACCUCUUGUCUUGCGUAUGCCGUUCGGAAUUGGUUCCAGCACUACAAAGAAGCUUCGCCGUCAGUUGAACAAGACGUCAAGAUUAUAAAUUUUCUAAGUACCAUGAAUGGAUGCUUAUGCUAUCUGCUGUGGUACCAGUUACCGACAAAGGACGAUGGUGGUAAAAUGCCGUACCUUUCGAGGUAUCCUGCUGCUCAUCUGCCACUGGAGAGUUCUCGGACGAUGACUCUUUUCAGAGUUAUUGCUUUGGGUGACUUGCCACGCCUUGUCGGCGCUAUUCUCCGUCGUGGAGUCAACAUAAACUACCUCGCUGGCACCGUCACACCUCUCUCAUGGUCUAUCAUAUGCCGAAGAAGAAACUCAUUUCAAGCCCUGCUCGAAAGCAAUGAGAUCGAAGUUAACUAUCAUGCUUACCGACAACGGGCUUCUAUACAUCACGCAGCCUCUUGUAUCGAAGACACAUUUUAUAUGGAGAGGCUCCUUGAAUUUACAAACAUCGAUGUCAAUGCAGUUGGCGAUAAUGGCACUCCGCUUCACGUUGCGAUCUCUUCCAAGAAUAUUCAGGGGGCUGAUAAGUUACUUAACCACCCUCGUGUGAAUAUAUAUUUCAAGGCUGAUAUGGAAGAAUCUCCUUAUUCUAUGGCUUUCAGACACAAGAUAUGGGAACCAUUUCUGUUGAGGAUAUUGGACAUGACUGAAAAGCCAAAGCCCCCAUCUACCAGGCAAGCGUACGGGACUUCACAACUUCUGUGGGCUGGCGUCCAUGGUUGGACAAACAUGGAGGAACGAAUUCUUCGCGAGGAUCAUUACCAGGUUUUCCUGGUUGACCAAGAAUCCAGAAUGAAUGCACUUGCGCACUACGCCUACUUUGGGCGCAAGGAAAAGUUGGCGUGGAUCAUUGACCGUCUUCCAACAUAUGGACUCUUGCUAAGAGGCGCUUCUGAUCGAUAUGAUCUACUCCAUCUAUGCGCAAGUCAGGACUGGGAGGAUAUGGUACAUCUGCUCCAACGGAAAUACAAGUUGAAAUCCCUCAAGUUUGAUCAUCAAGGACGGAAUAUGCUUCACUGGAUUAUGGAGCAUGGUUGGGACUUGGACCGCUUUGAUCUCUCGUGUUACAGUAUAUCAGAUCUCAGUUCACAAGACCGAGAUGGUCUAACGCCAAUGCAUAUAGCUGCUUCAAACAGAAAUAUACAUGCACUAGAAGUGCUGGUAAUAUCUGGAGCAGACCCAUACCUGAAGGACAAGCGCGGCAUGUCGCCAGCUCACCUUGCAGCGCAGGUUGGAUGGAGGAAGGGGGUUGAGUAUUUGACUGACACGUCGCAUAGAGAGCUCGGAAGAACCAGGGACGGGGCCACGCUGCUCCAUCUUGUUGCUAUAUGGUUUGAGGGUUCACUAGUCAGCAAGCUCCUCUGUUCGCGACAAGGUAUGACAAACGCCAGAGAUGGCAACAGACGAACGCCUCUACACUAUGCUAGCAUCAAUGACAACGCAUCUGCAAUGAUUGCACUCCUUGAUGCUGGUGGGGAAAUAAACGCAAGGGACGAGAAUGGUAUGACGCCACUGCAUGAAGCUAUUCGAUGCCUUUCGGUCAAAACAGCAAGACUUCUCUUGAAACGUGGUGCAGACUUCAAAGCCAUUGAUGGUUUUGGGCAAACCUGUCUCCAUCUCAGCGUCAGGUACAAGCACGAUGGUCUUCUCAAAAAGUUCAUCAAGAUUGGCCUUGCAGCCAACGCCUAUGAUAAAUUCGGGAUGAGCCCUCUCCAUCGAGCCUGUUCCACUGGAGUCUCUGAGCAUGUACAAAUGCUUCUCGAGAAGGGUGCCUCGUACAAAGCCCGAAACACCCACCAGAGAAGUCCACUCGAUAUUGCUGUUCAUAGAGAAAAUGUCAAAGCCAUCGAAGUGCUCAUUUCAUGGCUUGAUCACGCCGCGAAGAGAGGGAACAAGAAAUCCAGGAGGAGUCGCACAAGACAGGAGCUUCUUGACCAAGCACUGUUGCUAGCGUACCAGUUUGGUUGUGAAAAAGCAAGCGCCAGACUUCGAUCCGCUGGGGCCAAGGCUGAUAAAAGCACCAUAAGUGUUCGUCAAGUAUAUAUGGAUGGCCCUUCACCAGAGUCACGUUGGCCACUGAAGCCUUACAAAUCACAAGCCCGCAGUGCAAUAAACAAGGAAUUGUAA
Messenger RNA from Fusarium odoratissimum NRRL 54006, 4599 nucleotides. RefSeq lists its product as uncharacterized. Gene Ontology annotation, molecular function: ATP hydrolysis activity; protein binding. The transcript is spliced from 6 exons. NCBI's taxonomy places the organism in Eukaryota, Fungi, Ascomycota, Sordariomycetes, Hypocreales, Nectriaceae. The coding region runs from base 1 to 4599 and encodes 1532 amino acids. The record is from RefSeq and is a predicted model, not a curated record.